Molecule: messenger RNA, 1766 nt
Organism: Carlito syrichta (Philippine tarsier)
Lineage: Eukaryota; Metazoa; Chordata; Mammalia; Primates; Tarsiidae
Gene: FUCA1
Product: alpha-L-fucosidase 1
Exons: 8
Coding region: 351-1118 (255 amino acids)
Biological process (GO): fucose metabolic process; glycoside catabolic process
Cellular component (GO): lysosome
Molecular function (GO): alpha-L-fucosidase activity
Source: RefSeq, a predicted model, not a curated record
ACAACUACCCGCCCGGCUUCAGCUACGCCGACUUCGGGCCGCAGUUCACGGCGCGCUUCUUCCGCCCGGAAGAGUGGGCCGACCUCUUCCAGGCCGCGGGGGCCAAGUAUGUUGUCCUGACGACAAAGCAUCAUGAAGGCUUCACAAACUGGCCAAGUGUUGUGUCUUGGAAUUGGAACUCAAAGGAUGUCGGGCCCCACCGGGAUUUGGUUGGUGAACUGGGAACCGCUGUCCGAAAGAGGAAGAUACGUUAUGGACUCUACCACUCCCUCUUAGAAUGGUUCCACCCACUCUAUCUCCUUGAUAAGAAAAGUGGCUUCAAUACACAGCAUUUUGUCAGAACAAAAACAAUGCCAGAGCUGUAUGACCUUGUUAACAGAUAUAAGCCUGAUCUGAUCUGGUCUGAUGGGGACUGGGAAAGUCCUGAUACUUACUGGAACUCCACAGAUUUUCUUGCUUGGCUCUAUAAUGAUAGCCCUGUCAAGGAUGAGGUGGUAGUAAAUGACCGAUGGGGUAAGAACUGUUCCUGUCACCAUGGAGGAUACUAUAACUGUGAAGAUAAAUUCAAGCCACAGAGCUUGCCAGAACACAAGUGGGAGAUGUGCACCAGCAUUGACAAGCUAUCCUGGGGCUAUCGUCGUGACAUGACAAUGUCUAACAUUGCAGAAGAAUCUGAAAUCAUUUCGGAACUGGUUCAGACAGUAAGUUUGGGAGGCAACUAUCUUCUGAACAUUGGACCAACUAAAGAUGGACUGAUCGUUCCCAUCUUCCAAGAAAGGCUUCUUGCAGUUGGGAAGUGGCUGAGCAUCAAUGGGGAGGCCAUUUAUGCCUCCAAACCAUGGCGGGUGCAACUGGAAAAGAAUGCAACAUCUGUAUGGUAUACCUCAAAAGGAUCAGCUGUUUAUGCCAUUUUUCUGCACUGGCCAGAAAAUGGAGUUUUAAACCUCGAGUCUCCCAUAACUACUUCGACUACAAAGGUAACACUGCUGGGAAUCCAAGAAGAUCUGAAGUGGUCUCCAGGUCCUGAUAAAGGGCUCCUCGUCUCUCUGCCCCAGUUGCCACCCUCCGCUGUCCCAGAAGAGUUUGCUUGGACUAUAAAACUGACAGAAGUGAAGUGAUCGUUUGAGUUCAAGAAGAAAGGGACACUACCUGCUUUUGGCUGCUUCAAUUUUCCUCUUAUGGUACAAUCACUAUAAUAAACUAAUUCUUUUCCCCACCUGGAGAUGGCUUUUCCAACACAUUUUAAUCAAAGGAACUGAGUACAGCACUGACUUCUUAGUAGGCCAAACAUCUGAGAUCCAUUGCUAGUAUAUCUCUAAGUCAGCAAAAGCAGGGACUGAACACUUAAACACUGAGUUCAUCCAUUCUUAUAUUGGGGCAUUGCCUAUAAUAGAGCCUUCCCUCUCGUCUCUGUGUGUGAUAACCUUCUUGCUUACUCCGUGACUUUAGAUCAAGAAUAAGCCAAGUCACCCUGUUGCUUAUGAGAGGAAGUGGAAAGGAUUUGGCAAACUCAACCACAUGCUAUUUACUUAGCAUCAGUUGUCACCAACACUCUUCCCCAAAGGGCCAGAGAGCUUGGAGGGGAAGGAGAUGGCCCACCAGGCUGCUCAUGGUCAGCUCUUCAGAAGUUUCCAAAGCAAAUUAAGAACUCCGAAAUUCAGUAUGUUUACAGCAACAUUAUGAAGAAAAUUAAUGUGAUUCUGCUUUGUCUUUUUAAAUGUGAUCAAAUAAAUAAAUUUGUAUAUCAAAUCAUUUCUACCAAAAAA